Molecule: messenger RNA, 2924 nt
Organism: Hypomesus transpacificus
Lineage: Eukaryota; Metazoa; Chordata; Actinopteri; Osmeriformes; Osmeridae
Gene: nfkbid
Product: NF-kappa-B inhibitor delta
Exons: 12
Coding region: 132-1592 (486 amino acids)
Biological process (GO): regulation of gene expression
Cellular component (GO): nucleus
Molecular function (GO): protein binding
Source: RefSeq, a predicted model, not a curated record
UCAGGUAGUUUACAGUGUUCAUAUCGGACUCCAGAGAUAAAGAUUCACUAGAAGUUCCAACGUUCUUGGUUAAGCCGAGCUUCUGAAAAAAGUCCUAAAACUUCUGAUUUAAGAGAAAAAGGGAUUCUGACAUGCACUGGCAGAAAUCGUCAAAGGAGAAGCCGUGUUAUUCUCUGCCCACUGUGAAGAAACUCCUGGAGCAGAAAAGAAAGCGUGAGACAGCCUCAGGAUCGCCCUCCGCAGCAACAACUAGUCCUGCUCCACCCAACGUUGGCCAGCAGGUUUCCACUUCCGAGUUGUCGACGUCUACAGGUGCCUGCAACCGCUUCUCAGACAUGCCGGUGAGCUACUGUGAAUCCUGGGAAGCAGUGUGUGCUCACCCAGGCCCCUCUGCAGUCCUGGAGAAUCCCUUUGCCUCCAUGGGGACGAGCUCCUACUCCAACCAGACAGGACUGGAGGACUCCAGCCAGGCCUCAGCUUACAGUCUCCCCAUGGUAUCUGCCUACAGCCCUCAGCCCAUCCAGCAGAGUGGCCCGCUCUAUCCAGACAGCCUGGGCCAUCAGUUCCAUCUGGAGUGUCCUGUCUCCGAUGCUGGGCCUAGUCUGGUGUCUUCCAGCCUUUGGUUGUCUGGGGCCGGGGCCCAGGGACCCACCCUGAGCCCCUAUCCCCGCCAGCUGGCUGUUGAAAGGCAGAUGGACAUCAAUAUGCUGAGAGAGGCCAGGGCCUUCUUUCAAGAGAGGGAUUACAGCUGGCACCCUGAUGAAGAUGGAGAUACGAUUCUGCAUAUCUACACAGCUAAGGGGCUCAGGGAGUAUGCCUUCGCUGCUGCAGAGAAGCUGAGAGAUCUUGGGACACUGGACACUAAAGAGCACAAGGGCAAGACUGCAUUGUUGGUGGCGGUGACGGCGGACCAGCCAGAAAUCGUCCAGGACCUGCUGUUUCUUGGAGCAGAUAUCAAUGCCUGCGAUGUCAAAGGUCAAACUGCUCUUCAUCUUGCUGCAACCUAUGGCUAUCCCAGGAUCCUGCAGGUUAUCCUCUCCUCCGGACCUGGAGUGAACCUGGAAGCCAGGAAUUUUGAAGGCUUGACUCCCCUUCACUGUGCAGCUAUCUCCCACGGAGCCACCGUGAAGGCUCUGUCUUCCGCGGGCCUGGCCGAUGCCAGCCUAAACGCCACUGCUGACGACAAGCUCUCCUGCCUCCAGAUGCUGCUCAGUGCCGGAGCCAUCAUUACCAGCCAGGAAAUCAAAAGCAGCAAGACUGUCUUGCACCUGGCCGUCAAGGAGGGAAACAUCCAUCUGGUUCGCUACCUGCUGAGGAUCCGCCUGUCUAACAUGAAGGACUUUGUCAACAUGAAGGCCCACGGUCACACCGCAAUACACAUGGCGGCUGGUCUCCAUGGAAACCCCCAUCAGGAAGAGAUGCUGAGGCUGUUGCUGAGCAAAGGGGCGGACCCGAGCAUCCGCAACCUGGAGAACGACCAGCCCGCUCACCUGCUGCAGAGUGGCCCUCGCGGUGACCAGCUCAAGCUCAUUCUGAAGAAGCGAAGUGCUUCCACUCGUCGACGUGUAAUGUCCUUACAGGACCAAGAGUGACUGGGACCACUGUCCCCAUGUAUCCCCCCCCCCCCCCCUGUGACAGUGACGGUCAGGAUGUAAGCCAUUGUACAGCUAAUAUUUAGUCUAAUAUUUGAUUAUUUUCCAAUUUGCUUACAUUGCAUCAAAGGUAGGGUUUACAGACAAGUUUCCCUCCAAUAGCUUUAUCCUGACAGCAGUGUGUUCAAGGGGAAGGGAUUUUUAAGUAUCUUCUUGUGAGGAUAUUUGGUUUUCUUUUUCAGAGAGCCAGAAUGACAUGCUUUUUGUUAUCAGUAUCGGUCAUUGUAUUAUUUUUCCAGAGUUGUUUUUUCUUCUUCAGUAUAACUUGAAUGAGAUGAUGUGUACUUUCGAUUUCAAAGCUAUUCUGAAUCUCUACAUUUUUGGCAUGUUGCUACAUUGACCUAAUCUCAUAACCUGAUCCAGGUUUUUAAAAUGGUUACAUAAAUAAACCUGCAGAUAAUUGAUCAAUACAGUAGACAUGCAGAAACCUAGCUUCAGUUUUCCCAGGUAUUUAUCUGCACGUAUGAUCUUUCGUGUAAGUCGGGGUAAUUAUUUCAACAAAGGAUAUAAAGGAAUAAAUGAAUAAGAAGACUGAAUGAUAAGGUAGAUUGUGAACCCCAUGAUCAAUCUCUUUCUCAGAUCAUACCUGAUUUCCAUGAAAUAGUUUCUAUAGGGUCAGCCCCAACACCUACUUAAUCCCCUUAAAACUUCCCACCUUGAGGAGAAAUCAUAUUGGUUCAUUGAAUGGUGGUUUUGAUUUCAGUAAGCGUUAGUGCUUUUAUUAAGCAUGCGUUUUUUUUGUCAUUUAUAACUCAACUCUUUUACUCUUGGUAAAUGUUUUUUCAUUUUACUAUGUGAAGUGACUGUGUAGUAUUUAUUAUCUUGGGCAUUAUACGGUACAGAGGUGUGAUUUGUUAUAAUAUAUAUUUUCCAGAGAGAGUAAUGUAUUAUCUUCUCUAUUUGAUUGUUUUUGAUCAACAUAAAUAACUGAAACGUACUAUUAUGGUAGAUAUGCAUCAUUGUAAAUGAUGAUAUGAAAUACCACUUCAUUCCAAAGAUAGACAUCCAUGGUACUAUUGGUACUACGAAAGUCUUGCUUUUAUGUCUUUUCCCCUGUUUUUCAUGUCAUAGCAUGUCUGAGUCACCGACUAGAUGUGACACACAUAUCAGAUCACGGUGCUGAAAGGCACCCGUGUGUCAGCAGGCAGUUUGAAUGUUCUUUCACUUGUGUCAAUUCUACCUCUAAAUGACUGUUAAGAAUCACUGAACUGACUGUUUGUGACAAUGGCACGCUGCUUAUGAUGUCACUGAAUUGAGUUUGUCAGAGCAAAA